UCUGGUUUGAAGAAUUUAGGAAGGCCUAAGCAUAGCCAUUCGGGCUGAAUGUCGUCACUCGGUUGAGUUGUGAGAGCGACAGAGAUGGGAAUUGGCUGGCUGGGACAAGUGCAGUGUCAUGAAUAACCUCAUGUCUCAAUAGCUACAGCGCCCGUAACAGAGGGAUCUCACCAUCGCACGUGCGGCCUCUUACCCACGUCCCGCAAAUUUGCCUCGCUGUAUAUAGAGGCCUUAGAAGUGGGUGAAGAGAGAAAAUACCUAUUCAUUCAAUCUCGUUUUUCAUCAAUGGCCGACGAAAUCACCUCCGCAAGCAAAGACCAAACCCGCAUCCAGUUUCAAGAUGUCGAAAACAAUGUCAAUGCUCGUCAUGGGUUUCCACUGCAACGACAGUACACCGAUAUGUCCAUCAGGAGUGUGGCCUCGGGGUUGAGCAGAGACAGGUCCCUCGGGGCACAGGUGGCCGUCGAAUAUCGUGCACUCUCUAUCAAGCUUGACGGUACCGAAUCGCAGAAGGAGCAGGAGGUGAAGCAGAAAUCCUACGCCGAAGAACUCGCCGACGAAAUCGCCGAACUCCAAUGGCACGUGGUCCCUCUUCCGGAUAUCUACGAGCGUCUCCAGUCCUCCCCCACCACCGGCCUCAGUUCAGACCAAAUUCCACAGUUGGUCUCAUGGUAUGGCAACAACAUUCCAACACCGCCUCCCUCGCGUCUUCUCCACAAGCUGUUCAUGUACUUCUUCGGCGGCUUCGGCUCACUUCUCCUCACUGGUGGAAUACUCGUUCUCAUCGCAUGGAAGCCUCUCGGAAAUCCGCCCGCUCCUGCCAAUGCAGCUCUCGGUAUUGUGCUACUCUUGGUUUUCGCUAUACAGGCAGGAUUCAAUGCGUGGCAGGAUUACUCUUCAUCGAAGGUUAUGAACUCAAUUAUGUCCAUGCUGCCGGAUAAGUGUCUGGUGCUGCGGGAUGGUAACCAGACUGAAGUCCCAUCGACUGCACUUGUGCCUGGAGAUAUCCUCUAUGUCAGGCUUGGUGAUAAGGUUGCGGCCGAUCUCAGGAUGCUGGAGGUUUCAAUGGACCUGAAGUUCGAUCGAUCGGUUUUAACAGGAGAAUCAAAGCCUUCGCUGGCCACCGUCGAUUCUACUGACCCCAACUAUCUCGAAACCCGUUGCAUAGCUUUGCAAGGUACUCACUGCGUCAGCGGAAAUGGCAUUGGCAUUGUUGUCGCCACCGGUGACAAAACGGUCUUUGGAAGGAUUGCGAAGUUGUCGAGUCGCCCCCGCAAGGGAAUGACGCCACUACAGAGGGAGAUUAUGAGGUUCGUUAUGGUUAUUGGCGGGCUGGUGCUGUUUGUGGUUAUUCUCGUGAUUAUUCUCUGGGCUGCCUGGCUACGGAGGUCGUAUCCCAAGUGGAUCGAUGUUCCGCUCCUCAUCGUCGACUGCGUCAGUGUUGCGGUGGCUUUCAUUCCGGAAGGUCUUCCCAUUGCCCUCGCAACGUGUCUUACGAUCACUGCGCACUCCAUGAGGAAAAAUAACAUCCUGUGCAAAUCACUCGCAACGGUCGAGACGCUUGGUUCAGUGUCAUUGCUAUGCUCGGAUAAAACUGGAACACUCACGAAGAACAAGAUGUUCGUCACGGACUUUUGCAUCGGCUAUGACAAGCACACAGUCCCCCACAGCGGGCCUCCUACUCCAGCUAUGCUCGAGGUCUAUGCCAUCGCUGGGCUGUGUAACGCCGGCGAGUUCGACGCAGCCACUCUCCAUCUUCCCUUGGAGCUGCAAACAGUCCACGGCGACGCCACUGACCAGUCAAUCCUGCGGUUCGCGCAAAGUUUGGGCCCAGUAGCAGACUUGCGGAAUAAAUGGAAGAGGAUCUACGAGGUGCCAUUCAACAGCAAGAAUAAGUUCAUGCUCUCGCUAUUCGCCGAAGUGGUGGGUGAAGGCGAUGAUUGUUGCGGUGAACAUAUCCUCAUGAUCAAAGGCGCCCCCGACAUCCUCCUCCCGCGGUGCGGCUCAUUGCUGCUACCCGACGAUUCCCAGGCGGCGCUCACCUCCGCCUGGCGUGAGAACCUGCAGCAGACACAGAUACAAUGGGCUAUGGACGGAAAGCGUGUUAUUCUCCUCGCCAGCAAGCGGGUACCGAAGUCACUCUUCCCUUGGGCUCCAAACACGGCCGAAUUCGCCGAUCAGGUCGCUUCCUUAGCCGCAACAGAUAUGAGACUGGCCGGCUUAGUGGGAAUCGUCGACCCGCCCCGCGACGAGAUUCCAAGGGUUAUCGAGAUCCUUCGCGGCGCGGGUAUCCGUGUGUUCAUGGUCACUGGUGACUUCAAGCUCACGGCGCAGUCCAUUGGCCGCUCCUGUGGGAUUCUUACUGUUCCUCCCGCUGCGGUCGAAGACUUUACGUCGCUGGAUAGGCAGUAUGUUAAGCACGAGGAGAAGAAGGAUGAAGAGUGGUUCGACAAUGAUACGGGAUUCCAGGGGGCCAUCGUCCUGGAAGGGUCCGAGUUGAUUGUGUUGAAUGAGGCGCAGUGGGAUCAAUUAUCGAGAUAUAAGGAGGUUGUGUUUGCGCGGACCACGCCAGAACAGAAGUUGAGGAUUGUCAAGGAGUUUCAGAAGAGGGGUGAGGUUGUGGCAAUGACGGGGGAUGGUGUUAACGAUGCUCCGUCGCUGAAAGCAGCCGAUGUCGGAAUUGCUCUGGCUUCCGGGAGUGCAGUUGCCAUUGAGGCUGCGGAUAUGAUUCUUCUCGGCAGCUUCGAGGGGAUUGUCGGCGCUGUCCGGGCUGGAAGAACGGUGUUUGAUAAUCUACGAAAAACAAUCACUUAUCUCCUGCCAGCUGGAACUUUCAGUGAGCUUUGGCCCAUUAUGAUCAACGUACUCUUCGGGCUCCCACAGAUCCUGUCUUCCUUCCUCAUGAUCGUAAUCUGCUGUUUCACCGACUGCAUAGCAGCCAUGUCCCUUGCCUAUGAACAGCCGGAGUCCGAUACACUCACACGCAAGCCGCGCAACAACCGCACUGAGCACCUUGUCGACGGCAAACUAAUCUUCCACGCCUACUUCUGCAUCGGCAUGAUCGAGUGUGUCUGCAGCAUGGCAAUGAGUUUCUGGUACAUGCAACGCCAGGGCCUACCAUUCUCCGCAGUCUGGCUAUCUUACGGGAAUAUCGACUCCAAGUACGAUCCUGAUUUCAUCACCAGGACGGUGAAUGAGGCCAGCUCAGUGUACUUCGUUACGCUUGUUGUCAUGCAAUUCUUUAACCUCAUGGCUACGAGGACGAGACGGUUGAGUAUCACGCAAAUGCCGCCGUUGGGACCGUACUACUCCAGGAACUUAUACCUUUUCCCCGCAAUUGGGUGUGGUAUCAUCAUCGUAUUUAUCUUCUGUUACAUCCCGUUCUUCCAGGACUUGAUUGGAUCUACAACUAUACCUCUUGAGUACUGGUUCCUCCCUGCAGCUUUUGGAGUUGUUCUGUUGCUGCUUGAUGAGAUGAGGAAGUUUGUGAUAAGGGGAUGGCCGCAGGGGUUUGUUGCGAGGAUUGCGUGGUAGAAUGGAUGGAGUUUAAUUGUCGUAGGGAUGAGCAGAAUGCUUAAUCCAUGAACCAAACUCCUGUAAUAUUCUUGUAUGUGGGCUAUAAAAUCAUCAUGAAGCUUGAUUCUCCCAGAGCUCUACUCUCGGUCGAGGAUAACUCCAUUUUCUUUCGAUCGAUAGUGAGCCCUUCAGACGUCCUCUUUGAGAGAAUCGCGGUCCUAUUUAGCGAGAAAGUUGCACACUCCAGCGAAAAGAAAUGCGUCCGUUUGAUUGGC
This is a messenger RNA of Tricharina praecox, 3791 nucleotides long. RefSeq lists its product as uncharacterized. The coding region runs from base 286 to 3534 and encodes 1082 amino acids. The transcript has 12 exons. Gene Ontology annotation, biological process: potassium ion import across plasma membrane; proton transmembrane transport; sodium ion export across plasma membrane. NCBI's taxonomy places the organism in Eukaryota, Fungi, Ascomycota, Pezizomycetes, Pezizales, Pyronemataceae. Gene Ontology annotation, cellular component: membrane. The record is from RefSeq and is a predicted model, not a curated record. Gene Ontology annotation, molecular function: ATP binding; ATP hydrolysis activity; P-type sodium:potassium-exchanging transporter activity.